Molecule: messenger RNA, 2181 nt
Organism: Trichoderma breve
Lineage: Eukaryota; Fungi; Ascomycota; Sordariomycetes; Hypocreales; Hypocreaceae
Product: patatin-like phospholipase domain-containing protein
Exons: 4
Coding region: 1-2181 (726 amino acids)
Biological process (GO): lipid metabolic process
Molecular function (GO): triacylglycerol lipase activity
Source: RefSeq, a predicted model, not a curated record
AUGUCGGCCGAAACAACGACGAAACCGUAUCCCGAGCUUGCUCCAUACGACGAUGCGUAUGGCUUCUCCCGCGAGUCCUUUGACCCGUCAGCGCUACCAAACUUCGACUGUGAUUACCUCGAUUCCGAAGAUUUGAUCGCAUUCGAGACGGCGUUACAAGCACCCGAUCCUCUACAAAGUCCCAUCGAUGACACAGCCAGCCUAAGGUCGCCGAGGAGCGUCAGUUCUGUUAACCUGACCAAGAGAGAUUCGACGACUGGCAGCGUCCUGGAAGAUGACGCCGCCGCCGUCGCAGCAUCCGCUGGUGCUGCUGGAGGCGAUCUGCUUGUGCCACCGACCCCGACCCUAGGGACCUUUGUCACAGCGCAGAACGACUGGGCGCCGGUGGCCCCCAGCAGACACCGGAACAGACGAGGCAGCAAGAAGAAGAGAAAAGAUGAGACUAGAGAAGGAUAUCUCUAUCUGCUCUCCAAAUGGCCUCUGCUUUUCUUCGUCUUCUCAUGGCUCAUCGGGCUGAGCAUCGCAUACCUGUCAACGAGGUGGUAUAUCUGGUUUUACGAACAAUUCUGGACAUGGCGAGGCCGACGUGAAAUUUUGCGUAAGAAUAUGCGCAGGACUUCCAGCUACAAAGGCUGGGUCACGGCUGCGAAAGAGUUGGAUGAGUUCUUAGGCCGAAAGAACUGGAGAGAAGUUGACGACUUUGCCUACUACGACUCCAAAACUGUCAAACGAGAAUUGAAGAAGGCUGUUGAUGAUCUGAGGGCACUACUGGAGGCCUGCGUCAAGAAUAACUUUGUUGGUGUGGAAAAUCCAAGACUGUACAGCCAAACAUACUAUGGAACCAAGAACCUGGUCCAGAAUUUUGUCGAUGAUGUCGAAAAGAGUCUUCGAUUUCUCCUUAAUACAGAACACCUCGACGCCGAUGAAAAACGAAUACUGUUCAAGCACGUACACGCCAACUACGGACGAACAGCCCUUUGUCUAUCUGGCGGGGCUACAUUUGCCUACUACCAUAUUGGAGUUGUAAAGGCGAUGCUUGAUGCCGACCUGCUGCCUGACGUUAUCACUGGAACCAGCGGAGGCGCACUGAUAGCCGGUCUUGUCGCUACCCAUACCAACGAUGAACUGAAAGAGCUUCUGAUACCGGCACUGGCACAUCGGAUUACUGCCUGCGGUGAAUCUAUGAAGACUUGGUUUCCCAGGUGGUGGAAGACUGGCGCGCGCUUUGACUCUGUGGACUGGGCCGAGCGGUGCUCUUGGUUCACGAGGGGCUCAAUGACAUUUAGGGAGGCAUACGAGCGCACCGGCCGUAUCCUCAACGUCAGCUGUGUCCCGGCUGACCCCCAUUCUCCAGCCAUUCUUUGCAACUAUCUAACCAGCCCUGACUGUGUUAUUUGGUCUGCUGUGCUCGCAUCAGCGGCUGUUCCAGGAAUCCUCAACCCGGUUGUCCUCAUGAUGAAAAUGCGGGAUGGAACCCUAGCACCGUACUCGUUUGGUCACAAGUGGAAAGACGGCAGCUUGAGAACUGAUAUCCCCAUCAAGGCGUUGAAUACUCAUUUCAACGUCAAUUUCACCGUUGUGAGCCAAGUCAACCCACACAUAAACCUCUUCUUCUUCUCUUCAAGAGGCACAGUUGGCCAUCCCGUCACUCAUCGCAAAGGGCGUGGCUGGCGUGGUGGCUACCUCAUGUCGGCAAUAGAACACUAUCUUAAACUCGACAUGAAUAAGUGGCUCAAGUUUAUUCGCCAUGCAGAGCUGCUGCCUCGCCCUCUUGGGCAGGAUUGGAGCCAGCUCUGGCUGCAGGAAUUUGGCGGCACCAUUACCAUCUGGCCGAAGUCGAUCCCUUCAGAUUACUGGCACAUUUUGACAGAUCCCGACGCCGAGCGAUUGGCCCGGAUGAUACAUGAAGGACAGCAGAGUACAUUUCCGAAGCUCAAGUUCAUGUCUAACCGCCUCAAGAUAGAGAGAAUGAUAGAGCAGGGGAGGAGAGAAACCAGGCCAUGGGCGAGAAGAGGAAGCAUGCAGAGAAUUUACAGCGACGAUGAUUUGAGAAGCAUUUUGCUGGAAGAGAUGGCAGUGACGUCUUCGACAACGGAAGACGAUUCGGAGCAGGAUGGUGAGAUGAACAGCGAAAUUACACCGUCUCAAGAUGGUGAGUACAAGGACGAGAUUGACACUUGA